This is a messenger RNA of Neurospora hispaniola, 828 nucleotides long. Its product is annotated as proteasome component C11. NCBI's taxonomy places the organism in Eukaryota, Fungi, Ascomycota, Sordariomycetes, Sordariales, Sordariaceae. The record is from RefSeq and is a predicted model, not a curated record. Gene Ontology annotation, cellular component: nucleus; cytosol; proteasome core complex, beta-subunit complex. Gene Ontology annotation, biological process: proteasomal protein catabolic process. The coding region runs from base 1 to 828 and encodes 275 amino acids. The transcript is spliced from 4 exons.
AUGGAAGACGAUAGCGGGCACCUGAACAGCCUGGCCCGUGCUUGUCUUGUCAGCUUGCAGGCUGAAGCUCCAGUGCGCGUUCCCCGUCGCCGUCAGUUCAAGCUCCAACUGCCCUGUCCCGCCAUAGGUAACGACGAGAACCGUGCAAGCCAACGCAACUUGAAGCUUGCCAGAACAACAGCAUAUCAUCCAUCACUCACAAAACAAUCAGCCAAAAUGGAGGUUUUACUAGGCAUCACGGGCAAGGACUUUACCAUCAUUGCGGCGUCCAAGGCCGCUAUGCGGGGAGCGACCAUCCUGAAGGCAUCUGACGACAAGACAAGGUCGCUGAACAAGCACACACUGAUGGCAUUCUCCGGUGAAGCUGGCGACACAGUACAGUUCGCCGAGUACACCCAAGCCAACGCCCAGCUCUACUCCAUGCGCAACGGGACCGACCUUUCCCCUUCUGCCCUUGCCAACUUUGUCCGCGGCGAGCUUGCGACGAGCUUGCGCUCCCGGAAACCCUACAACGUGAACCUCCUUCUCGGAGGUGUCGACCCUAUCACCCACAAGCCCAGCCUCUACUGGCUCGACUACCUUGCGUCGUUGGCGAAGGUCCCCUAUGCCGCCCACGGCUACGCACAAUACUACUGCCUCUCGAUUCUCGACAAGCACCACCACCCAGACAUCACCCUCCACCAGGGCAUCAAGCUUCUCAACCUGUGCACCGACGAGCUCAAGAGGAGGUUACCCAUAGACUUCAAGGGCAUGACGGUCAAGGCGGUAACGAAGGACGGCAUUAUCGAUAUCGAGUUCGACGACGACAAGGUGGUUAAGAUGGCUUAA